GUUUAUCUGUCUAUGCUCUAAGGAUUGUUUAGGGGUAACAGCUACGACCUAGGGCUGAGUGUGAUAAAAGUAACAUAUAUCUGUUAAUGAGUCCUUUUGAACACAAGAGGAUACUGGGUAAUACAGCAGAGGUUGUUGGAUACAGAGGUCUGCGGCGUGGUAAUUUGCCUGUUUGGGUUUUUACGGAAUGCUGCUGUAUUGUUUUAUCUGAAAUGUUUAAACAUUGUCUUUAUUGAGCAUUUACUCUGCUGAACAUCUCAGAGCAAACUCACUACAACUUUGAAUCUGAUGAUCAUUUCGUUUCCUGUGGAUAACUAGGAGCUGGAGAAGUGUGCUGCGCUAGUAUUAGAGGUUGCGUGGUAGUGAUGGCGGCUCACUGUGAGACUUCCUUGCCACUGGAUACUAUUGCACUGCCCUGCUGAAAUGAAUUGAAUGCCUGUGCCACCCCUCCUGUGCUGUAGUUUACAUUAGAGAUCUGACUUGCUGCAUGUAUGUAGCAGCCGGAGACCAAAGGGUUAGUCCAGAUUUUUAGGGAUUUUUGCGUUUUGUUUUAUUAUAACAAGAGGAAAUCAUCAAAAUGGGCCUACUGGAGAGAAUGAAAAAGGAAUGGUUUAUUCUGGGCAUCAUACUGGUCAUCAUAGCAGCUAAACUGGAGCCUUCCGUAGGAGAAAAAGGGGGACCUCUGAAGCCUGAAAUUACUAUAACAUACAUUGCGGUAUCAGCCAUAUUUUUUAACAGUGGACUAUCGUUGAAAACAGAGGAGCUGACCAGUGCUUUGAUGCAUGUGAAGCUUCACCUUUUUGUCCAGAUCUUCACACUUGUGUUCUUUCCUACAGCAAUAUGGCUUUUUCUUCAAGUGCUUUCACUAACCCCCAUAAAUGAAUGGCUUUUGAAAGGUUUGCAGACAGUAAGCUGUAUGCCCCCACCAGUUUCCUCAGCUGUAAUUUUGACCAAAGCCGUUGGUGGUAAUGAGGCUGCUGCCAUCUUCAAUUCUGCAUUUGGGAGCUUCUUGGGUAUUGUUGUAACGCCCCUGCUGCUGCUACUUUUUCUUGGAUCAUCUUCCUCAGUACCUUUUUCAUCUAUAUUCUCACAGCUCUUCAUGACAGUUGUAGUUCCUCUUAUAAUUGGUCAGAUCGUACGGCGAUACAUCAAGGACUGGCUAGAAAGGAAAAAGCCUCCGUUUGGAGCAAUUAGCAGCUGUGUCCUUCUGAUGAUUAUCUACACAACCUUCUGUGAUACAUUUGCAAACCCAACUAUCGACCUGGAUACUUUUAGCUUGGUGGUAAUCGUGUUUAUUAUAUUUUUUAUCCAGCUCGCCUUCAUGCUUCUUACAUUCCUCUUUUCUACAAGCAGCAAAAAUGUCUUUACCCCAGCGGACACAGUGGCAAUAGUGUUUUGCUCAACCCAUAAAUCUCUCACACUGGGAAUUCCAAUGCUAAAGAUUGUGUUUGAGGGAUAUGAACAUCUAUCGCUAAUAUCGGUUCCUCUGCUAAUUUAUCACCCAGCACAAAUACUUCUUGGAAGUGUAUUAGUGCCAACGAUAAAAUCCUGGAUGCUUUCAAGACAGAAGGCAUUGAAGUUAACAAGGCAACCGAAGGUCCCAUUAUAACAGCAAGACACAGAACAUGUAAAUAUGUGCAAUAUUGUACAUAGAAACAUCAUAGAAAAAGACUUUUAUUUGCGAAUGUUGCUUCACUGCAUAUUUUAUUUUUUUAAAUAAAGGUCAUCUUAUCUAAGUGCCUUAUUGUUGCAUUGGGCAAAUACUUUGUUUGCAAGCAAGAAGCCACUUUGAUGGUAUAUGAGACAGUUUGUAUUCCAAAGUCAUGUUUUGUAUUUUUUUAAAAUGGGAAAUAAAGAUGCAAAGCCUUCUA
Molecule: messenger RNA, 1871 nt
Organism: Bombina bombina (fire-bellied toad)
Lineage: Eukaryota; Metazoa; Chordata; Amphibia; Anura; Bombinatoridae
Gene: SLC10A7
Product: solute carrier family 10 member 7
Exons: 12
Coding region: 578-1609 (343 amino acids)
Cellular component (GO): plasma membrane
Source: RefSeq, a predicted model, not a curated record